CGCGUACCAUUGUAUGGCUAGAACAACUUGUGAAAGAGACGUUUUAAAAUUAUAUCGGAGUGUGCUAUAAAAAGAUUAAAUACUUCAUACAGAGAGAUAGAUGUGAAUCAGUGAAUAUGAUUGGAGAUGGAUAUUUCGAAGGACAUCAUUGCUAUAAACCAUCUUGGAAUGUAUUUAUCUACAAGCUGACUAAGCUGUGAUCCUUUCGUGUGAACAAUAUAACUUGGAACGUUGAUAAAUUCAUUAGAGUUUCGCCAUUUUUUUAUUUAUAUCAUCAUGUGUACAAAAGCAAAUCCCAAACGCCGAACAUGUUGGAUACGAACAUUUUGGACUCUUGUGGCACUAUCCACCAUCUUUGCCAAGUGCGAGGGGUUCUGUUUCGAGGGGAAACUAGUUCCAGAAAUGACGGUGUCAAAACGUGUCCGGUUUUUCUGCGAGGUGAAGACAUUGGAGGGGUCAGUGGUGAGGUUGCUUCCCGGCUCUCACAUCUAUAUGGCGGACCAGUGCAUGGACUGUGUGUGUGACUCCUCGGGCCUCCACUGUUGCGGGUUCGGGCGCAACUCCGGUCUUGCAAGCUAUCCUAGCCAUUGUGAAGCCAUUCACGACGGAUGCCACACCAUGAUAGUGAACAGGAAUGACCACACGAAAGAUUGCGCCAACCAAACUGUAGACUUUGCAAAGCUGGAAAAAGACCUGCCCCAUCCCGACAAUGUUUAUGGCAUUAAAGGUGGUAGACGCAGGGCUCCGUCAAAGAUUCCGGCCGUUCUGAUGGCUCAAGACUCGGGUGCAUCGCCGCCCGUGUCCCCAACACUUAACACAAUCCUCAAAAAACAUCUUCGUUCAAUUCUUCCAAAGACCUUUUUCAAAAUUAAGGAAGCUGCCGACAAUGUGUCGACACAAGGCAGAUCGCAGGCACAAAACAAGACCACCACCGAUAUACCGACUACUUCUCCUACUACUACUACUACAAAAUCAUCAACAACAAUACUGUCAACAACAACAACCACAACACCACCACCAACAACAACAUCUACAACAAAAGCACCAACUACAGCGCAAACAACAACAGCAUCUACUACAACAGAACCAUCCACUACAACAUCACCACCAACAACAACAUCUACUACAACAGCACCAACCACAACAAUAACAACAACAUCUACUACAAUAACACCAACCACAACACCCCCACCACCACCAACAACAACAACUACUUCUACUUCUACUACAACUAUACCGCCUUAUAUAGGGAAACAUCCACCGCCUGUCCAAGAAUUAAGUCCUACAAAAAUCAUCAGUGACAGAAGAAAUACACGUGGACACAUGCCGGCAAUUUUGAACAGGCUGCCCAUUUCGCGCCCUACAGUUCACAGGCAGAUACAACAACAACACCUUCAACCGCCGACUCCUCCACAACAUCUUACGCACGCAGAUCAAGCAGCCUAUGACAAUAUUAUGGAGCACAUUUUGUCGAGGAUGAGGGAAGACACGUCAUCACCUGUAGUCAUGACAACACCCUCAUCCAUUCACGUGCCAAGGUCGUUUUCUAUGCAAAACUUUUUACCACAAACUAAGAGACCGUCUGACUCAAUUAUGAUGGUUAGGAAGAUGUUUGCUGAUAUCCAUUCGGACAGUAGUAAUUCAGGGUCAAGCUUCUAUACUCCUACCACACAACCACCCAUGUUCUUUAAUGAUCCUUUAUGGGGUAGCGAUAAUUUUCUCCCUAUGCUGUUCUGGUAGUGUUAAAGAUGUUAUUUAUUUUUUUAUUGUACGUGUACAUGUAUUUAAUAUGUCUUGUUGCCAUGUUCAUACAGGUAUUCUUGCAAAGAGUCUGUUACCAUUCCAUUUUCAUUUUGUACAUUCUUAUCAAACUUCAUUCAAUUGUUGACAUAAUUGUUCUUAUUGUGAUGACACAACAAACUUAAGCAUAAAAGAGAAGCAUAUAUUAUGCAAUAAA
Molecule: messenger RNA, 1957 nt
Organism: Mya arenaria
Lineage: Eukaryota; Metazoa; Mollusca; Bivalvia; Myida; Myidae
Product: mucin-5AC-like
Exons: 5
Coding region: 277-1740 (487 amino acids)
Source: RefSeq, a predicted model, not a curated record